This is a messenger RNA of Micromonas pusilla CCMP1545, 186 nucleotides long. RefSeq lists its product as uncharacterized. The transcript has a single exon. The record is from RefSeq and is a predicted model, not a curated record. Bases 1 to 186 code for a protein of 61 amino acids. NCBI's taxonomy places the organism in Eukaryota, Viridiplantae, Chlorophyta, Mamiellophyceae, Mamiellales, Mamiellaceae.
AUGGGGUCGGGUUCCUCGCGCCAGCGGCGCCAGGCGGAGGCGCAGCCGCGGCAGUACCCGCAGGCGCCGCAGUACUACGCCCAGCCGCAGACUAACGGCCAGAUGUACGGCGGCUUCCAGCAGCAGUCCUACCACGUGCGCGCCUCCCCUCCCCGCCCGGAUCUGGCGUGGCGCGCGCUGCUCUAA